AAAUUACUGCGAAACAUUACUAAAAUUUCCAAUAUAUCGUCCAUAGUGCAUUUACAUCAUUGUUACUCAGUGAAAUAAUGAUGUUAUUACAGUAACAUACACAUUACGAUGACUUACUACCUGAGGCCAUAGUGAACUAGAUAAGUGGUAAAUAUAGUGAAUAGUAGUGUGUUACAUGGCCUCAUUCAAGCGGCGACAACUUACUUGACCCCGUAAAAGACAAACAUGGUACGGAAACGAACAUUGGGUAUUGGCUAAGGAUAACAUUCAAGAAAAGUAGCAACAAAACACUCGGCUACAGAUAGUUAAAGACAUAUACCAAGAUGCAGCAUUACAAGGAUGCAUUCAUUGAUCUCAUGGGUGGCUCUAUGGGUGGUGCUGCCGCUGUUUACGUUGGGCAACCACUAGAUACUGUAAAAGUAAAGAUGCAGACAUUCCCGGACCUGUACAAGGGUAUGGGUGGCUGCUUCUUCAAUACCCUAAAGCGAGAUGGUGUCCGAGGUCUCUAUGCUGGUACUGCCCCAGCUCUUGCGGCAAAUAUUGCUGAAAACUCUGUACUUUUUGCUGCGUAUGGAAUGUGUCAAAAAAUUGUGGCAUCUUGUACUGGUACAAAGAAAAUAGAAGACCUGUCAGCCUUCAGUAAUGCAUCAGCGGGCUUUCUUGCAGCCUUCUUCUCCUCACUCACCCUUUGUCCAACAGAGCUGAUCAAGUGUCAAUUACAAGCUAUGCGAGAAGUGGCUCUCACACAGAAUAGAGAACCGGAACGAAUUGGACCAAUGAAACUCACUAGACAAAUCCUAAAAGUAGAUGGUGUUCCCGGGCUCUUCCGAGGCUUGACUUCAACGUUUGCAAGAGAGAUGCCGGGAUACUUCUUCUUCUUUGGAGGUUACGAGGCCAGCAGGACACUCUUGACACCUGAAGGAAAAACUAAAGAUGAAAUUGGACCGGUGAAGACGAUGUUUUGUGGUGGGAUUGCUGGUGUUAUCUUGUGGGUUGCCAUCUUUCCUGCCGAUGUAGUUAAGUCCCGGAUCCAGGUGGCCGGCUCAACUGAUCCUAUGUCAAAGGUACUUCUUGGAAUCUACAGGAACGAAGGAAUUCUUGCGUUGUACAAUGGUUUGGGUCCAACCGUGUUGCGUACCUUCCCUGCCACGGGGGCGCUCUUCUUGGCAUAUGAGGGCACGAAGAAACUCCUACAUAAUCUCAUGGACUGAUUCAUAUCUGCCUUACUUUAUUUCCAGUUAUCAGAUUGUCUAGUUUUAUAUAUUGAUCACCUUUAUACAGGAACACAUCCAUUCAGAGAAAUAACAUGACCACUCAUGCCUUUCACCUAGAUGUUCGUUGGUGUGACAGAACAUGGUACUGUAGUCAUGCAUGUGUGUCAUUUUGUCCAGAUUCUCAUUAGUAUGAGACGACAAGUCACAUACACACUCACCUGGGAGCUCUACAGGAUGAAAUAAUGUGAUACUUUUACAGGACGUCUAUCCAGAUUUCAUUUGCAUGAAAUAAUGUGAUAAUAAUUAGCACAUGCUUUCGUCUCGAUGCUGUUAAUGUGAAGGUUUCAUCAUCGUUGUGUAGUCAUUUAGUGAAAAAAAUCCUCCUUUUAACACUUGUACUGUUGUAUAUAGCAAGGUCUACAGAAUCCACCGACACAUUUUUGCAUUACAUACAGGGGGUAUGUGUUUUUCACUCUCACUGAUGGGGUUGCAGCGUAAUUCAAGAAUGGAAUGAGCCACAUUGUUUACCCACAGCAGACCUCUUCAGCAUGAUACUGUAUCUCUUAUAGGUGCAGAUUAUUGGAGAUGAAAGAUAUAAUAACCAUAAGGAUUUAUUAUUUUGGAGUUUUUAUCAUGAGAAUCUCCCUCUGACAGUUGAAUUCAUCAAUAUGAACUUUAAUUGGCUUUGUUUUUUAAUCUUACUUGUAGAUUUUACUCAGUAAGAGAAUUAUAUGGAAUACUGCCAUGGUCUGCUCAUAGGUGGUGGAUCUGUUUGUAGGUGAGAAAUGUCACUUUUCUGCUGAUGCUAUACUGUAUCAAUAACUAAUAAAGCCAUGAUUAUUUGUUUAGAGAGAUAUUUAAAAAAAAAAAAAUUUCCCAAUUAAAUAUGAUUGAGCACAUUGAUUUGCAUCUGUCUGUCUGUCUCAGUCUCUUUGUUCAUACAUCUGUACCUACUUCUCUCCCUCCCAAGAUUAAGUUUACAUAAUUUGCCUCCAACAUCAAGCAAUUAAAUUUUUUAGACUUCUUUAUAUGCAUUCUUGGAUUACCUGAUUAGUCUCUCUAUGUGCUGUGUUGGGUCAUUGGGGACAUAUACAUUACUUACCAAAUACAAUUUAAAUAUAAAAUAAUUUACUAUACUUAAAACUAAAUGAACAUUCGCUGAUUCUUUCUGAAAUGUUCCAAAAGCAACUAACCAAAAAAAUUGUGCCAAAUGUUCUGAAUCUAGAUAUUAAGCCCUUGGCAGUCGAAUAAUACAUUGGCAUUACUGAAAGAGGUUUGUGAUAGCUGUGCUGUGAGUCUAUAUGAACAUGAGAAAGGUACAAAUGUACUUUAAACUUUCAGUUUUAUUGUGAAGGAAAGAUAUAAUUGAUUAUUUUCUCUUGUAUUUUCCUGAUAAACUUUAAAAGGAUUUGUAUCUUGACUAUUGUUAAAUUCCACAUACAGUACAGUACAGUAUUCAUCAGCGACAUAAAUCCUUCCAGUUAUCUCGCAUACAUGUCUAGUUUGGUGUUCAUAAGCACGUGUGAUAAACGGUAUGUUUACACCACUUACCUCAAGAUAUAGGUCAGUUUCACUUCCAGAUAUAUACUGGAUGUGUACAGUGUUACUAGCCAUGAUGUGAGUCAUUGUAUUAAUUAAUUCAGGGUUCUCUUUGACUCAUUAAAAAUAAUAACCUCCAUAAUUCAGGGUGAACACUCCACCUAACAGUGAACUUUUCUCUGAUUGUUUACAAUGAACAGGAAUCCAAUUCCAAAAAACAAACAAUUUCUUGACACCUACACUGUAAACACAAAAUAACUGCUGUAUGAAGGAAAUUACUUACCAGUCAUAAUAGCACAGUAUAUCUUAAAGGCAUUUAUCCACCAAAAAUGUAAGUGUUUGGUUG
Molecule: messenger RNA, 3099 nt
Organism: Homarus americanus (American lobster)
Lineage: Eukaryota; Metazoa; Arthropoda; Malacostraca; Decapoda; Nephropidae
Product: mitochondrial ornithine transporter 1-like
Exons: 7
Coding region: 324-1211 (295 amino acids)
Biological process (GO): mitochondrial L-ornithine transmembrane transport
Molecular function (GO): L-ornithine transmembrane transporter activity
Source: RefSeq, a predicted model, not a curated record